UACCGUCAUCGUUCCGACCGUUCGCACCGUCCUCGAGUUGCCUCGCGCUAGAAGCCAGUGCUUUGGGUCCCCUACUAAACAAACUUCGCCCUCGACCCAGUUUGACGGAUUCCUUUUUAUCUAUUUCGCCUGCCAGUUUUCUUUAUUUAUGCCCGCGAGCAAGUUAAACCUAAUUCCGCUUGUCUGGUUCUGGUCCUCUUUCACCUGACGGACCGAGCUUCUGGGACCGUGGGAUUGCUGGUAGGAUUUAGUUUUGGGAAUACAUCAAAUUCCCCAUAUCAUUACAUACGUUUUUUUCUUUCUUUCUGAGGUAGAAUGUCCACAAUGCUUCCCAUUCAGCCCGAGUCAAAUCUGGUGAAUGUCAUUAUCCCUCAGGCAGAACCGAAAAUGUUCGCUCGCGAGCAGCGCAUUACUAGGGGCGGUAGACAUUUAUGGUACCAAUUGGACGUUCUGCAGCAGCCCGAACGUGCGAGAGCAUGUGGUUCCGGACCCAAGUCUUCUGCCGACCGUCGGCCAGUCGAUCCGCCGCCUGUUGUGACCCUGAGGGUCUUUGAAGGAGAGCAUUUCGAAGGUGCUAGGGAUAUCACGUUCGACUAUAAUGUCGAUUUCUUCUGUUACGCCUCACUUGAACAUGCCCGCCCCAUGGCCCACGGCAGGGUGCAAACCCCGGCGGCCACGUCGCCUCCCGUACUUACCGGAUUCCCAGUAUCAGGAUGCUGUUACCUCGACCGACCCGACCCAGCUGGAUACUUUUUAUUCCCGGAUCUUUCAGUUCGCCACGAAGGACGUUAUCGCUUGGUGUUCAGUUUAUACGAGUUGAUUAAAGAGGAACAAGACCAGGACCGAGAUGCGCCCCUUCCGGACCACGAUGAUGGGAUGUCAGAUCUUAGUGCAGGAAAUGCCAACCACCGAAUGGACCUCAGGUCAUCAGACUUCAUCGUCUAUAGCGCGAAGAAAUUUCCCGGGUUAACCGAGAGUACCUCCCUGAGCCGCACGGUUGCCGAGCAAGGUUGUCGAGUCCGUAUUCGUCGAGAUGUUCGCAUGAGACGUCGCGACACCAAGGCAUCUGCAGCUAGCGAAUAUGACAACAAUGCGGAAGAAGAGUACGCUCGACGUCAGAGACAUAGAACGCAGACUCCGGAAGCCUAUCGUGCUCGGUCCAUGAGUAACUCGAGCAUGGAUCGUGCCUCGUAUGCACCGGAGCACCCGCGGCGCCCAUCGAAUGCUGAAUAUGGCCCGCCGCCACCAUUAUAUCAAAAUAGCCAAGCUCCUUCGACUAUGCUCAACUUCGGACAUGGUGGAAAUACAGGUUUCGCCCAGCCUUACGGACCUGCACCAUCUUCUAGUCAAUCGACUCCCGUGUCUCCUGCGGCAUCGAUAUUCCCUCAGAGUAACAACUUCCCACCGCCGCCGCCAUCACCUAGUUAUGCACCUCCGGGUUAUCCUCAUUACGAAUCCCCUGUUAGUGAUCCGGAUCUUAGGAGAAGAUCUUCAUCCAGUUACUCGACAAUCUCGGCCAAACCAACGGCCCCGUAUCCACUGGCCCGAGCACCUACUCGGCCGCCUACCUCCUCUUCCGUCGGGCCCAUGCCUCCGCUUUCUGCUAUAAUUGCAAGCCCGAAAAUGUCUCCAAAUUAUUAUCCCGAUCGUUCCGGCUCGAUAUCAGCACUUUCUAGACCGAUGUAUCCACAGAUCGAGUCUCGAUCUGUGAAGCGCUCAAUCGAUGAGCUCACAUCUAGUUCCCAACAGGGCCGUAAUGUCAACGGUGACCGUCCUUCGAUAGACUAUCCUGGAGUUCCGUUUUAUAGACGGGCCGACGGCUCGCAGCGGCCAGCCGCAUUCCCCGAUUCCAUCGCGUAACGAAUAUAGCAUAUUUACGGAUGUUUUUACUGACAAUGUCAACGGUCUGCAAUGGAGUUGGGUGUUGAUCGGCGCCCAUGACCUUUGCUGUUUGCUUUUUGUAUAUACUCUAGGGAGCUGUAUUUGAUUGAUGGCAGCAUUUUUCAUUCUCAUGUUCCCGCCAAUUUUUUUUAUUUUUACCUUACCACUCAUUUGCAUUAGGUUCAUCAUUUUAGCAUAUCAGGCUU
Molecule: messenger RNA, 2087 nt
Organism: Daldinia loculata
Lineage: Eukaryota; Fungi; Ascomycota; Sordariomycetes; Xylariales; Hypoxylaceae
Product: velvet factor-domain-containing protein
Exons: 3
Coding region: 316-1860 (514 amino acids)
Source: RefSeq, a predicted model, not a curated record